Messenger RNA from Python bivittatus (Burmese python), 5361 nucleotides. It is a transcript of the gene SPAST, whose product is annotated as spastin. The record is from RefSeq and is a predicted model, not a curated record. Gene Ontology annotation, cellular component: microtubule cytoskeleton. NCBI's taxonomy places the organism in Eukaryota, Metazoa, Chordata, Lepidosauria, Squamata, Pythonidae. Gene Ontology annotation, molecular function: ATP hydrolysis activity; ATP binding; microtubule severing ATPase activity.
CUUCCGCUAUUUCUGUGAAAAGAAGCAUUGCGUAGUGGCGUUGAUCGCGCAAACUAACAAUAGACCUCAGAAAGGACCUUACGGGGCUUCUUAUUCAGAAAGUCUCACUACGUAGAAUUUCUCGUGCGCGCGUGUGAGAUAGUGGGGUUGAGCAAAAGGGGCGUAGCCUCUGCUAUGGCAGGCCCUCGCAGGUGGUUGUUGUCAGUCCCUGGCAGCGGGUUAUGGCGACGGUGGUGAUGAAUGAAUUCUCCGGGAGGGAGAGGGAAGAAAAAGGACUUAGGCGCCUCCAGUUCCCCGACUCGGGCCGCCGGGGCCUCCCCUUCAUCAGCGGCCGGCCCGGCUCCCGCCCCACACCGCCAACAGGCGGCGGUGGCUUCUCCUCACAAGCGGAAUCUCUACUACUUCUCGUAUCCGCUUUUCGCCGUCUUCGCGCUGCUUCGUUUCCUCGCCUUCCAGCUCGGGCUGCUCUUCGCCUGGCUCUGUGAGCGCCUCUCCCGCGGCGGGGCGUUCAUGGCCGCCGCCAAGGGCACCAGCCAGGCCGGGGAUGCGCCCGAGUCGGUACGGACUUGUCACAAGCGCGCCUUCGAGUGCAUCUCCACGGCGCUGCGCAUCGACGAAGACGAGGCGGCAGGACAAAAGGAACAAGCUGUUGAAUGGUAUAGAAAGGGAAUUGAAGAACUGGAGAAAGGAAUAGCUGUAUUAGUUAUUGGUCAAGGAGACCUUUAUGAUCGAGCUCGUCGCCUCCAGUCUAAAAUGAUGACAAAUUUGGCAAUGGCCAAGGACCGUUUGCAGCUGUUAGAGAAGAUGCAGGCAGUUAAGCAAAUUCCCAAGCCGCAAAUGGAAGUCUGUAGUGACAGUACUAACCUGGUAUGCCGCAAUGGACAUCUCCAGUCAGAAAGUGGAACUGUUCCAAAAAAGAAGGAUCCGUUGUCUCACAGUAGUAAUUCACUUCCUCGCUCAAAAUCUGUGGCAAAGGCUGCAUCUGGAGGACUUUCUGGGCAUCAAAGAACACCUAGUUAUACUGGAAUUCCUAAUUUUUCUGUACCUAGAGUAGGAAAUGUUCCUUCAGCUGCAACUCAGAAGGCUACCCCAAAAAAUAAUAGAGCCACCAAGCCUUCUACUCCUUCAACUGCUGUACGAAAAAAGAAAGACAUGAAGAUUUUUAAAAAUGUGGAUAGUAACCUUGCUAAUCUUAUUCUCAAUGAAAUUGUAGACAGUGGGCCAUCUGUCAAAUUUGAUGAUAUUGCUGGGCAAGAGUUGGCUAAACAGGCACUGCAAGAAAUUGUUAUCCUUCCAUCACUGAGACCUGAAUUGUUUACAGGACUUAGGGCUCCUGCACGUGGAUUGCUGUUGUUUGGCCCACCAGGAAAUGGAAAGACCAUGCUGGCCAAAGCAGUGGCUGCAGAAUCAAAUUCAACCUUCUUUAGCAUAAGUGCUGCAAGUCUGACAUCAAAAUAUGUUGGUGAAGGGGAGAAACUAGUGCGUGCACUUUUUGCAGUAGCCAGAGAACUUCAACCAUCUAUCAUAUUUAUUGAUGAAGUGGAUAGUUUAUUAUGUGAAAGAAGAGAAGGUGAACAUGAUGCUAGCCGACGUUUAAAAACAGAAUUCUUAAUAGAGUUUGAUGGUGUACAGUCUUCAGGAGAAGAUCGCAUUUUAGUAAUGGGAGCAACUAACAGGCCACAGGAACUUGAUGAUGCUGUGCUCAGGCGAUUCACCAAACGAGUAUAUGUAUCGUUACCCAGUGAAGAGACACGACUGCUUUUACUAAAAAAUCUCUUGAGCAAACAAGGAAAUCCAUUAACCCAAAAGGAAUUGGCACAGUUAGCUAGAAUGACAGAUGGAUACUCAGGUAGUGACUUAACAGCAUUAGCAAAAGAUGCAGCACUGGGCCCUAUACGAGAGUUAAAACCAGAGCAGGUGAAGAACAUGUCUGCUAGUGAGAUGAGGAACAUUCGGCUGUCAGAUUUCAACGAGUCUUUGAAGAAAAUAAAAUGCAGCCUUAGCCCUCAAACCUUAGAAGCUUACAGUCGCUGGAACAAGGCCUUUGGAGACACUACAUUUUGACAGACAGCUUUAUCAAAGGAGGGGAGAAUGUUGUCAGCAAGGGACAGCUAAUUCAAACAAGUGCUGGAUGUUUACAAGACAUCGCUAUCUGCACUAAAAGGCAAGACUGAUUUUUAAAAACAGAAUAGUUGAUGAUGAGCUCCUUAAACUUUAAUACCAGGAUUUACACCCAGCACGCUAUGAGAGCACAGUAAAAUGGGGAAAAAAAUUCUACCAAACGAAUGAUAGGAAAAAAUGUACUUUGUAUAUUUUUUGUGUUUUAUAAAAGUUGCUCAUGAUAUUUACUUUUGUUUUGUUUUUCUUAAUCACUAAGCCUUGUUUCUCAGUUUCUUGUGUAUCGAUAAUGUGCCAAAUUUUUAAAAAAUCCAUAUGGAUAAGGAUAUUAUUUUGAAAGGUCCACAAUUCAAAGCGACUACAUAGUCUGUUCUUUCUACUUGAGGAGUCCCACAGUCAAUAUAGUAGUACAACCAAUUGGUAUAGCAAAUGGCUUAAAGUUGUCAAUCUUUUCCUGCAGUAUUUCUCCAGUGCAUUUAUAAAUAUCCAUGGUAGGAUGGUUGUUUUUGUAUCAGUCAAAGAAAGCGUGAAAUAGUACUAAUUCAAAUCAAUGGCAGAGUUUCUCUUCAGUGCUUGUUUUGUGUUCAUGAUGACCAAAAGCCAGGGAAUUUUCCAUUCUGGUGAUUUUCUAAUAUAUGCAAGUGAUCAUAGCUACAAUUACUUGUUUAAUUGUAUUAGUCUUUUAUAUCUUCCAUGUACUUCAGUUUAUAGUUGCACAAUUUUUUAAAGUUUUUAUUAAAUGACUUGUAAAUUAAUGGGCUUUUAAUAUUAAAAGAACAGAUGUAUUUACUUCUCUGUCUAAUAUGAUUGUUGUUUACAAAAUGGAUAAUUUAUUCAGUUAUAUGUUUGUUUGCUAUAAUGGAAAGAGUAUGAAGUAAAAAGACUAAUUCGUUUUUUAAAAUUUAGUAGUUGUGCAAAAGGAUAGAAAAAGUGGGACAAAAGCAUACAUUUCUGUUAAAAUGUUGACAUUGCUUUUUGAAGGGUUACGUCUGAACUUAAAGCAGGAUUUCAUGAAUUUUAAGUUUUAUUUGACAAUACAUAGCAGUAUUUGCAAAUCAACAAUAAUACUCCUGAUCUUAAACUAAGCUCUUCACAUUUCUACAGAUCCCUUCAGUUGCUAUAUCGUAGAAGAAACUAUGCCAUAUGUGCAAAGGCAAAUCGAAAAACAUUUAUAUAUUUUAGCUAUUGCUAAACCUUUGUAUGAUUUGUUAAACCAUCACAGCUUUAUUUAAAAUAUAAUAAAAGUAUAUUACAUGGCUCUUAUAGCUUGACUGAACAGGGCAAAUCUUUUAAUAUCUGAAACUUCAUGGUAAAUGAAUUGUGAUUUAUCUUUCUUUGAGAAUUUGGAAAACUGGCUUUCAUACUACUGUGGAUACCCUUUAAUACCCUUCUCUAAAUCUUUUCCUCCAAUUUUCUUUGCUUACACAUAAAGUGUGUGUGUGGGUAUAUACGGAUGCAUGCCUCCAACUUCAGCAAAUAUUUGUAAGACAUGCCUGCUAUGGAGUAAAUUUGGAUACUGUAAUCUAAUCAAGGACAUUGAACAUUUUUAUGUUUGUCCCUGAUGUAGUAAAAUCUUGUGGUUGCCUGAACUCUCAAUAAGGAAUACCAGAAUUGUCAUUUUAAAACUACAAACAUCAGGCUUCAAAAAUCUAAUAAUCAAAACUACUAUUUGGCUUUAAGUAAAGGCUGCAGGAAUCUGCCUUAUUUUAACUUCAAGGGCUAAUCAUUCCUGAAUUAGACUUACAGUCAAGGCAUAAUUAAUUAAAACAAAGAUUUUCUCAGGCAAGACUAUUUUUAUGCUGUUUGAAUCAAGUAUUACUGAGGUGAUUUAGAUAUAUAAAAACAGAAUGAAAACUGCCAGGUCAAUUGGCUUAAUUCCUUUUUAAGCAUGUGUUAGAAGUAUUUCAGAUGCUUACUUGAACAAAUUCUACAGAUCCUAGUAAUCUCCUUUAUAUCCUUUCUAGUGUAUAGUAGCUUUGAUUAUUCUCUGUAUUACAGGUUGUUUCACAAGAAUUCAAAUGGUUGAAUUUUAAGUUUCAUGUAUUCUUAUUCUUAAACUUUUUUUCCUGGGGGAAAACAUUUGAAAUCUGUUAUAUGUAAAUAUUUAGCAAAUUUCGAAAUAUAGUGGGAGACUACAUAAUGUUUGCUUUUAUGCAAUAAAUAUUACUUUAAGACAAAGAUAACACCAUACCAUUUCAUUCAAGCCAUAAUCCAAUAAUGAUUGUAAUCAUUUCCUUAUUUGGGAUCUCUUUAAUAGAAAUUUGUGUGAGAAACAUUUAAUAUUUGUCUCAUACCAUUCUAAUAAUUCUGUUGACCACAGUAUUUUCUAGUAAAAUAGUGUACUAGCCCCCCCUUUUUUUUUAAUGGGCUGGCAUUAAUGAGAACCUGAUAAAAUCUCCAAAUUCAUUCCAAGAUAGAUACAGGAUUUAUUUGUUCAUCAAGUAGUGUAAAUUGUUGCCAUGUCUCUGUUCAGUUAUCAAGCAAACCACGAUAAUCUACUCCAUGGCAGUUGGGUUUUUAAUUGAUGUUUGUUGUUUACUGUGUCAUCUGGGCCCAUAAGAAAUGCAUCUUGGAUGUCCAGUGAACAGAUUGUAGGCAAUUUAAAAUUUAUCUUUUGAGAUUCUUCUGAGAAAUGUGUUACACUAUUUAUAGGAAAAAAAACAGGAAAGUGUUCUGUCUAUACAUGUAACUUCCUGAAUGUUCUAACAGGCAUUUGUUACCUUUUCUGUAAAGAAUGUUCUUCUCAAUUUGUUAUCUCAUUUAAUAAAAACUUGACAUGUAAAUAUGCUUUUAAUUUUAAAUCAAAGGUGCUACUAAAAUUAGGAUUCUUCUUGUUGAACAGAUUUUCAGCUAUGAAGAGACAACUUUGAAUUCAUUUUGAGAAAAUUCUCUAGCCAUUGCUAUUAAGUAUCAAAAUAUGAAAUGUUAUUGGGAAACCAAAAUGUGUAUAAGCAUGAAAAAUGUUCACAUAGAAUUAGAUUGACAAACUUAUUUGUUGCAGAUUGUCUUAAUACUCAGUUUUGUUCCAUUUUGAGUUCUUGACUCAUGACUUCCAAAUCGGUUGCCUAUUACUUUUUGCUGUUAAUAUUUCUCAUAUCAUAAGAUAAUGACUGUUGCGGGAUAUUUCCAUUUGCUAUCUCUAAAAUAAGACUAGAAAUAUAACUAUUGAAAUUCUAAGUAAAUGUGUUGAAACAGACUUUUUCAUUUUAUUUCCUCAGUUGUUAUUCUAAAUAAAAAUGUGGA